Messenger RNA from Erythranthe guttata (spotted monkey flower), 1716 nucleotides. Its product is annotated as RNI-like superfamily protein. The record is from RefSeq and is a predicted model, not a curated record. Gene Ontology annotation, cellular component: cytoplasm. Gene Ontology annotation, molecular function: protein binding. Lineage: Eukaryota; Viridiplantae; Streptophyta; Magnoliopsida; Lamiales; Phrymaceae.
AGCUACCAGCAUUUUACACUUUGGUUUGACCAGUAAGUAACCCCUAAAAACUAUUUUGUCGUUGCAAAUUAAUGCCAAACGUUUUCAAUUAUUAGGGUCGAGAUCCUCCUCCUCCUCCAUGUCACGCACCUCUCAGCCAGAAGAGAGCGGCGCGUGCAUAAACAACAGACUGGGCGAUGACGAGCUACGGGCGGUGCUGUCGAAGCUUGAAGAAGACAAAGACAAGGAGGUAUUUGGACUGGUGUGCAAGAGGUGGCUCCACCUGCAGAGCACCGAGAGAAGAAAGCUAUGUGCUCGAGCCGGCCCCCACAUGCUCAACCGUAUAGCUGCCAGAUUCACGCGCCUCUCUGAGCUCGACCUUUCUCAAUCCCUAUCUCGCUCCUUUUAUCCCGGCGUCACCGAUUCCGAUCUUUCUGUAAUUGCUGCCGCCUUCACCUCCCUCCGCCUUCUCAACUUACAGAACUGCAAAGGUAUAACAGAUAAGGGGUUGUCAGCAAUUGGAUCUGGGCUUCCAUGUUUGCAGUCCCUAGAUGUAUCCUAUUGCAGAAAGCUAACCGAUAAGGGGCUGUCGUCUGUUGCUAAGGGUUGCCAUGGCCUGAGAGCAUUGCAUGUUAUGGGUUGCAGAUUUAUUACCGACUCUCUAUUAAGUGCGCUUUCCAUGAACUGUAAUAAUCUUGAAGAGUUAGGUUUGCAAGGAUGCACUAACUUAACCGAUUCUGGUCUCACUGCCCUUGCGGAGGGUUGUAAGAGAUUGAAACAUUUAGACCUCAAUAAGUGCAGUAAUAUCGGAGAUAUUGGUAUAUCUAAUGUAUCAAAAGCAUGUUCUUCCUCACUGCGAACACUGAAGUUGCUGGAUUGCUACAAGAUCGGGGAUGACUCGAUACUGUCCCUGGCCAAAUAUUGCAAAAAUCUCGAGACACUCAUAAUUGGUGGAUGUCGGGACUUAUCGGAUGAUGCCAUAAAGUCAUUGGCUUUCGCAUGUUAUGGAAGUCUCAAGAAUCUGCGCAUGGAUUGGUGCCUAAAAGUAUCGGAUACUUCCUUAGUCUGCAUAUUUUUAAUGUGCCGGAAUCUUGAGGUUCUUGACGUUGGAUGCUGUGAAGAGGUAACCGACUCGGCUUUUCAAGGAUUAGGGAGUGAAGAUUGUAAGUUGAGUUUGAAGAUUUUGAGGGUAAGUAACUGUGAGAAGAUUACCGUUGAUGGAAUGAGCAAACUUUUGAAGUCAUGUGAAGGUCUUGAAUAUCUCGAUGUGCGGUCAUGCCCACAUGUAACUCAACUACGAUGCCAUGAGGCUGGAUUACAGUUUCCACAUGGAUGUAAGGUUAAUUUUACUGGGAGCUUAGUAGAACCCGAUUUGCUGCGCUGAAAAUAUAAUUGGAUGUCCCGUUUUGGUUUCUACUCGUUAAGGUGCCGCCCUCUUGAUGUUAAAGUAUGUCUUCCCAAGUUCUUUUCUUUUACUUUCUUGUUUGUUUCUCAACAAACCGGUUACUACAUAUGUAUAUUAUUCACUGAUACCUUUGUUUUAUUUAUGUUAUGGUGUAGAUGAUUUUCUAUUCCUUGUAUCAUUCUGUACGCAAACGGUUUCUUACUGUGUGAUUUGUUUGGUGUCAAUGGCUUUAUUUCAACAGACUAUUGUUGUGACUGGAUAUACGUCUAUGAGGGCAUUUGAUCAGACAUAACAUCAUUGUAAAUUAAUGCAUUGUUCUCGCAUUACUAUUU